AUGGCGGCUGCUGCGGAUGAUGUAGGUGUUGGGAGGCUAACUGAACGGUGGGCUGAUAUGGUGCUGGAAGACGAAGCAGAGAGCUUCGAGCCUGUUGUUGAUGGCGAGGAGGCUCAUGCAGGAGGGGCGGCAACGUGGGUAAUCAUUGGUCGUUUUUUAACGACCAAACUGGUGAAAGUCGAAUUUAUGAGGCAGGUGAUGGCAUCAGUCUGGCGUCCGGUUAAAGGGGUUCAAAUUCCGGAAGUCCAGCCGAAUUUAUUCAUGUUUGUUUUCUACCAUGAGUCCGAUAUGCGUUACGUUCUUGAAGAAGGACCGUGGUCGUUCGAGAAUAAUACGUUGAUAUGUCGACAGCUUGUUGAUGGCGUGCUGCCUGGUGAUGUGGUCCUCGAUUCGGUCGACAUGUGGGUUCAGGUGCAUGAUCUCCCCCUUGGGUAUACAUCUGAUCUGGUGCUGGAGCAAAUUGGAAACUUUCUAGGAGCAUUUGUGCGUUGCGAUGAAAGGUUCGCCGGAGCACCAUGGCGGACGUUUUACCGCAUACGAGUCGCAAUUCCAGUAGGUCGUCCCAUCCGACGUCGAAUGAAUCUGGUGAAAAGGGAUAAAUCUUCCAGCUGGGUGUCCUUCCGGUAUGAAAGUUUGCACACCUAUUGUUUUUUCUGUGGAAUGUUAGGGCAUUCCUACAAAUUUUGCUUGAAGGCUAGGGAGUCCACCAUGCCGUUGGAGCAAUACCCGUAUGGUGCGGAGUUACGGGCUGGUGGAUCUCGGGGACCGAGAGCUGUGGGGGAGCCGUGGCUUAUUCCCUUGACAGGCCCGCCUAAGUAG
Molecule: messenger RNA, 819 nt
Organism: Ipomoea triloba (trilobed morning glory)
Lineage: Eukaryota; Viridiplantae; Streptophyta; Magnoliopsida; Solanales; Convolvulaceae
Exons: 1
Coding region: 1-819 (272 amino acids)
Source: RefSeq, a predicted model, not a curated record